This is a messenger RNA of Nicrophorus vespilloides, 2679 nucleotides long. It is a transcript of the gene fidipidine, whose product is annotated as coiled-coil domain-containing protein 93. Gene Ontology annotation, biological process: Golgi to plasma membrane transport. NCBI's taxonomy places the organism in Eukaryota, Metazoa, Arthropoda, Insecta, Coleoptera, Silphidae. The coding region runs from base 143 to 1870 and encodes 575 amino acids. The record is from RefSeq and is a predicted model, not a curated record. The transcript is spliced from 11 exons.
GUCAGUGUUGUCAAUUGCAGUCAGUUGUUAAUGGUAAAUGGUGACAAAUUACAAACAUUCUUUAACAAUAUUAGUGCAUUAUUUGGUCAUUACAAAGUGUAAAAUUUCCAGGGAUAUGUCAAGUAGAUAAACAUAAUUUACAAUGGCAACAGAAAAUCAGCAAAUGUUUAUGAAAUUCAAGCAACUUUCCACAAUACAAAAGGAUGACACAAACGUGGAAGUACGUGUGGAUGAGGAACAAGGGCUCAAGUUGCAAGAGAUUAUAGAUUUACUGGUUGCUGCAGGCUAUUUCCGAGCCAGGAUUAAGGGUUUGUCAUCUUUUGAUAAGGUAGUUGGUGGUAUGACCUGGUGUAUAGAAUCCUGCAAUGUAGAUCUGGAUGUUGAUUUACUAUUUCAAGAAAACUCAACAAUUGGACAAAAGAUCUCACUUACUGAGAAGAUUGUAGCAGUUUUGCCAAAAUUGAAAUGUCCACAUCUAAUUGAGCCACAUCAAAUCCAAGGCUUGGAUUUUAUUCAUAUAUUUCCUGUUAUUCAAUGGCUUGUGAAAAGAUCUAUGGAAUUUCGUGAAAAAAUGUCUGCUUCUCUCCGAAGAUUUGCUAUUAAACAAUUCAAUAGGGAUUUUGAUAAUUCUACUGUUGAAUCAAAGAAGACUGACGAGAUUUUUGAGAAUUUGUGUACAGUCAAUGAAAUGUACCGUCCACAUAGAUAUUAUAAGAGAAAAACUAGUCAAUCUGAUAAUAUAGACUCUAACAUUAAAAUUACUCUGUUAGAGUAUGGUUUGAGAGGUAGCAGAAAUAUAGCUCAGAAUAAAAAAGAUAAUGGCGUUGAAGAAAGUACUAGUGAUCAAUAUGAUCAGAUUUUAAAUAACAUGGCAGUAAUGAAUGAUGAUUUCUUUUUAUAUGAAGACUUGGUUUCUCAUGAUAAGGAAAGAUUAUUGAAACAUUAUCUAACACUGCAAACUGAAAUAAAGGAAGACAAUUUAAGAUCAAGUGAAGAAGAAAAGCUGCUAUUGUUGGAAGAAAAAAGGAAAAUUUUGUUAGAGUAUUGUGACAAGUUAGCACAACAAAAAGAUAAGUGGAAUAAAGAAAUAGUAGAUUGUACUGCCGAAUUAAAAUUGUUCAAGCGAGAAAAACAAGAAACGGAGAAAUCAUUACACGAAUUAGAAGAGUCUGCACAAAAACAUUCCAAUAUUAAAGAGGUUGAAGAUUUAGUGAUUUUAAAUGACGAUUUACGGAGUCAGGAGUUGCGAUUCAGGGAACAUUGUAAACAAGAACUUGCAAAAUUGCAAGGUUUAAUUGAAGAAACGAAAAAAGCUAAAACCCCUGUAAUUAAUGAAGAAGAGAAUCAGAAGGAAAUUGACGAAGAAAAUGAAAAUUUGCGUCAGUUCAGGUUGCAAGUUGCUAAGAAAACCAGAAUAGUCGCUGGUUUGCAACGGCAAUUGGAUGACGUUCCUGGCAGAGCGGAGCUAGCACAAUACCAAAGUAGAUUCAUAGAACUAUUCAAUCAGGUUGCAGCAAAGCACAAGGAAACUAAACAAUAUUUUACUUUGCAUAAUACUCUUGAAGACAGCAAGCAGUAUAUGAUUAAGGAAAUGUCAUUGCUCAAUUCAAUAUCUGAUAGUUAUCCAAAAGCUAUGGAGACAAAUAAUGGCAAGGAGGAAUUUCUAACGGAGUUUGAGAAGAUCGGGGAGAGUGUUAGAUUAUCUAAGAUGAAACUUGAUAGAAGACUUUCCGAGGAAAAGCACAAACGUGAUCAACUUCAAUAUAAGCUCCAAAAUCUCUUGGAUCUUCAAAGGAAAUAUGUUACUGCUGUCAGGAAUUUAAGCAUUGAAUGCAAAAGGCAGGAAGGCAACGUAAUUCAUUAUGCUUGAAUACUUUUAUAUGCAAUUUUAUGUGUAAAAAUUUAUAUCAAUAUUCCUAUUGCUUGUAUUAACCUUCAAUAUUUUUAAUAAGAAACAUAAAAAAUUCUAAAUUUUACAUAAUCAUCUAAAUCUACUUAAUAACCAACAAACAACCCGAAGCCAUACAUUAAGUAACAAUGUGUAUAUAAAACCGGAGAAAAAAUGAAACACUGACAGAAUAAUUGAAAAUAAAAAUUGUCCAGUUUUCUCAACCGAACAAUUAGUAAAAAUGGUUUCAUUUAUAUCAGGGGUGGCCAAAGCGUUGGCCAUGUAACUAUUCCUAGUCGCAUGCCUGUCUAAUAUGUACAAAUCAAACCACAAUAUAUGUGAAAAAUACGGUAAUAAAAUUCAAUGUAUCACGCAAUUGAAUAUCAAAUUGAAUAGUGUAUAAUUUCGUAUCACGAAAAUCCGAUACGAAAAAGUUGGUUUGAACCUCAAAAAACAACAAAAAAUGAUUGUGACACAACAAUCAUUUAUUGUGUCCAAUCACUAAAUUAUAGGACUAUGACAUAUAAAAAAAAAUAUGCAGAAUAGACAGAUCUUCUUGUAUCAUGAUACAAAUAUAAAUUUAUAUUUGUAUUAUGAAUCUUAAUGCUAUAAUUAUACUUGUAUAAUGGACCAUAGCAGUAUUUUUUUUCAGCUACCUUUGGAAUCUAUACAGACAGCCACCAUUGGCUGCCAUCCUGAUUUUUUUUUAUAACAAGCAGUCAAAGAGAUGACAAAAAUAAAUGCAGUUGCUGUUUUGAUGAAGUUUAUUCUGUACUGUUUUGUCCUGUUAU